AUGAAAAAAUCUGAUGCUACUUCUCUAGCUCAAGAAAUAGUUAAACUUAUUCAGGAGAAUAAUUUGGACAUCAAUAAAUGCAUUGCUCAAUGUUAUGAUGGUGCUUCAGUGAUGAGUGGUGUUUAUUCGGGUGUGCAACAAAAAAUCAGCGAAAUUGUUCCUCAUGCAGUGUACAUUCAUUGUUAUGCCCACCGAUUAAAUCUUUGUUUGGUUGACUGUAUACAAAAUGUGCCCUUAAUAGUUGAUUUUUUUGAUUCUAUUCAAAAUUUCUAUAAAUACUUGAUGAAUAGUCAAACUCGUUAUGAACUUUUCAUAGAAGCUCAAAAAAAUAAAAAUGUUAAAGUAAUUCAUUUAGAAAGGCUGGUUGAUACUCGUUGGUAUUAUUGGUAUACUUCAUUGCAAAAAGUAAGAAGCCGAUAUACUGUAAUUAUCGAAGUAUUAACUUUUCUGACUGAGCAUGGCGAUCAAACAGUUAGAGCAGUAGGACUACUCAAAAUAUUAUCUACUUUUAAAUUUAUUAUGAUUUUGGAGGUAAUGGUUAGUGUCCUAGAAUGUAUACACUGUUUAUCAUGUGAACUUCAAAAUUCUAGUAUUAUUCUAUCAAAGGCCAUGUUAUUAGUGAAAUCUUCAAGGAAUAAUAUCUUAAAAUUACGCUGUGAAGAAUCGUGGUUGAAAUUUCAUCAUAAAGCAACUGAAAUAGCAAUUUGUAAUGGCAUAAAAACCCAAACUCAUAGUAAACAUGAGAAAAGAAAACAGACUUUCAACAAACAUUUGAAUGAUUAUUUUGUACAAUCAACUUUGGGAAAAGCUAGAUGUAAAGAAAAAGAUGUUUCAAGUUUAAAAGUUGAACUGUUGUAUCAAGUAAUCGAUAGGAUUGUAACACAGUUAGAUGAACGUUUUUCCAAAAAUGAACAAGUUUUUGAUAUAUUUAAUGUAUUUGACUAUACAAAUGCUGACUUCCUUAAUGCAGAAUUUGUUGCUGUUAAUAAGUUCUUAGACCACUACAAAGGUUUUCAAAUUAAUUCUUUAAGCCUACCAUCUGAGUUUUCUUCAAUUAAGGCAACAUUAGAACUAGAAAACAUGUCCCAAUUUAAAUUAGAAUUAAUAUUCAAUAUUGUUUUAAAUCUACCAUUUGCAUUUCCUGAAACAAUAAAAAUAUUGUCUAUAAUGAUAAAAAAUUUCUUAAGAACAUCAAUUGGUGAUGAAAGGUUGAACGAUUUAAUGGUUCUUGGAGUUGAAACUGAAGAGGCAAAACAAAUAAAUUUGAAUGAUGCAGUUGAUGAUUUUGCAAAAAUGAAAGACAGAAGGUAUCCGCUAUACUAA
Messenger RNA from Metopolophium dirhodum (rose-grain aphid), 1323 nucleotides. Its product is annotated as zinc finger MYM-type protein 1-like. The coding region runs from base 1 to 1323 and encodes 440 amino acids. The record is from RefSeq and is a predicted model, not a curated record. NCBI's taxonomy places the organism in Eukaryota, Metazoa, Arthropoda, Insecta, Hemiptera, Aphididae. The transcript has 3 exons.